Branchiostoma belcheri (Belcher's lancelet) is the source of this 856-nucleotide messenger RNA. Its product is annotated as achaete-scute homolog 5-like. Gene Ontology annotation, molecular function: protein dimerization activity; DNA-binding transcription factor activity, RNA polymerase II-specific; RNA polymerase II transcription regulatory region sequence-specific DNA binding. The coding region runs from base 274 to 852 and encodes 192 amino acids. The record is from RefSeq and is a predicted model, not a curated record. Gene Ontology annotation, biological process: developmental process; regulation of transcription by RNA polymerase II. The transcript has 2 exons. NCBI's taxonomy places the organism in Eukaryota, Metazoa, Chordata, Leptocardii, Amphioxiformes, Branchiostomatidae.
CGGCACACGGAUGUACAACUCAUACGCGCAACAACCGCUCAUUUCUACGCUUGUGCCAGCGAGUUCUUAUACGUGUGAAAUCAACAUUACAAACAUCGCUCUGCCACCAACAUCGUCUCACCAUGUGUUGAGGGAAGAAGAAACCUUUCGCCUGCAAAUUCAAGUUUUUGCAAGUGUCGUUGGCAAAAUUAUCAAUACAGUGGCGUGUUUUUGACACCUGUUCGAGCUGCAAAAAAGGCAACAGCCUUUUAAAGAGGGAGACAGCUGUGGACAAUGGACGAAGAUCAGCAGCCUCACCACGACCCGGUGCCCUACUCCACCCCGACGUGUUUGCAGCUGGGGAUACCGAUCGCCUCCGAGCCGGGCCUCCCGGGAGGGUACCCCGACCCCCGCCUACCUCCGGACGACGUCCCGGGGAUCCCGCCGAUGUUAGAAUCCUACUUGGACCCGGUGUACCACGACUCCUACCUCAGCGGUAGACUGCCCUAUCUACCCUUUCCCUCACCGUACGGGCUCUACGACUACGGAUUCGAACCGGCUUUUAUUAGAAAAAGAAACGAGAGAGAAAGACAGCGAGUUAAGUGUGUGAACGAAGGAUAUGCAAGACUCCGAGAACACCUCCCUUCAGACAUUUCAGACAAAAGACUCAGCAAAGUCGAGACUCUACGAGCGGCGAUAAAAUAUAUCAAAAAGCUGCAGAAAGUUUUGCACGAAGAGGAAGGUGGAAAUCAUCGGACGAGGAUCGGCAUUGUCGACGACAAGGACUCGGCUUCUCCGGAAACUAACGACUUGGACGCGAGAAGUCCCGAGCAAGAUUCCGACGACUCCGAGAACAGCAAAGAAUCAAGAUGAGAAA